Messenger RNA from Annulohypoxylon maeteangense, 1737 nucleotides. Its product is annotated as cytochrome c/c1 heme-lyase. Gene Ontology annotation, cellular component: mitochondrion. NCBI's taxonomy places the organism in Eukaryota, Fungi, Ascomycota, Sordariomycetes, Xylariales, Hypoxylaceae. The coding region runs from base 245 to 1294 and encodes 349 amino acids. The transcript is spliced from 3 exons. The record is from RefSeq and is a predicted model, not a curated record. Gene Ontology annotation, biological process: cytochrome c-heme linkage. Gene Ontology annotation, molecular function: holocytochrome-c synthase activity.
GUCCACAAUUACAUACUCGCGCCUUACACUGGCUCGAUGCUUCUAUCCGUCUCCACUGACUCAGCCUUAAAGAAACUGGCCGCGGCAAAUAAAAAAAAAAGUUAACGAGUUAAAGACGAGAAAAUCUGCGAUAACCCCUCCUAAGAGAACAAAACGCCGUAUACCCUCUCGGUCUUGAUUUCCCGUCCUCUGAAAUACUUAUCACACCUACUUAUUCCUCGUUCAACCACAAUAGAUCAAGGCCAUGGGCUGGUUUUGGUCAGACGGCCUUCAGGCCAAACUCAACGAGCAAGCCGCAUCACAUCCUACUCAAAAUGGGCCGCGAUCCCCCCCUCCCGGAUGUCCGAUGCAUAAACACCAGAAGUCUGCCGACGCAAUAAAUCCUUCAAGCUGCCCUGUGAAGCAUUCCCCUGUCAAUUAUGAACCUGCUUCGGAAUUCGGUGGAUCUCGCUCCUAUGCGAAGGGACGUAACGAACAACGCGAUUUCUUAGAACAAGAGAGGGAGUUUAAGGAGGAGGUUAAGGAAAGAGUAGAAACCGACUCACAAUCCGCGUUUUCGAAACUCAACCCUCUAAACUACAUGUUCCGCGAGUUGUCACAAGAGCCCGCUCCCGAUCAGACAUACGCCCUUCCCACCUCGCGAGAACCAUCAUCCAUCCCCAGAGGCGAUGGUGACGGGAAUUGGGAAUAUCCCUCCCCGCAACAAAUGUACAACGCUCUCCUCCGCAAGGGCUACACAGACACAGACGUUACCGCAGUCGACAGCAUGGUAAGCGUACACAACUUUUUGAACGAAGGUGCCUGGUCCGAGAUUAUGGACUGGGAGAGGCGAUUCUCCGGUGGUCUCUACAAGGGCUGGCGUAUGUGCAGUCGUGGUGAGCAGAACUUCUAUAAGAUGGUGAAGAAAUACGGUUACGAAAAGGAGGUAAAGGAUCUUAGUCCAAGUUUGGUCAGAUUCCAAGGUCGACCACAGGAUAUGACACCUAAAGCAGCUAUGUUCCAGGUCAUGGGCUGGUUAUAUCCCGGUGCCUUCGCUACUGAGCCGCCUUUUGACCGGCACGAUUGGUAUGUAACCCGAGAAGUUGAUGGCCAACGAAAAGAAAUCCGGUAUGUUAUCGAUUAUUAUUCCGGGCCACCCGAACCUACCGGGGAACCAGUGUUCUUCCUUGACGUACGACCCGCCGUCACGCCGACGGGAGCAGCUGAGAGGGCAUUGCGAUGGGGAUGUGAUGUAUGGUGGAGAGCGAUAGGUGGCGAUGUGCGCGAGCGCGAGAAGCACAACAAGCCCAAGUGAUGCGACAAAUAUAUCGAAGACAAACGCAACCACAAAUAAAUGACGUCAAUUGAUCGCGGAGUUCGGACUUGCAUUGCAGGGUGUAUCAAUAGGGGAGUUGGGCAUGUUACGACGACACCUUGCGAUGCAUCACGAAGUACCUUUGUUUUUCUGUACCAUAGUCUACAGAUUCUACUAUCUCCUCUUCGCCGGAAAGAGUGUCACCGGCAACGUGUUGAAAUCGCGCUGUAAGCCUCACCAGCAAAUGACCCGCUGGUCCGCCGAUUAAUAUAUAGACCGAGCUAACAAGCCGAAAACUACACUUAAUCGCUAUUGUUUCAUAAGCACAACGAUCGCGGCCGUUGUACCAAAGUGCCGCUACCUAGUAACAUAAUUAUUAAAUGUUAAUAAGCCGGGUAAAUUUAAGGUAGUUGGCGCUCGACUAAUACAUCUUGAGAUCUCGU